This is a messenger RNA of Kluyveromyces marxianus DMKU3-1042, 1668 nucleotides long. It is a transcript of the gene MLS1, whose product is annotated as malate synthase MLS1. The record is from RefSeq and is a predicted model, not a curated record. The transcript has a single exon. Gene Ontology annotation, cellular component: cytoplasm; peroxisomal matrix. The coding region runs from base 1 to 1668 and encodes 555 amino acids. Gene Ontology annotation, molecular function: malate synthase activity. Lineage: Eukaryota; Fungi; Ascomycota; Saccharomycetes; Saccharomycetales; Saccharomycetaceae. Gene Ontology annotation, biological process: glyoxylate cycle.
AUGGUCAAGAAGACACUAGAAAACGUCGAGGUGCUCGUGGAUGUUGAUUUCACGCCCCAAUUCACCCCAAGCACUACUACAGUAGCUGACAUUUUGACCAAAGAUGCUUUGGAAUUCGUCGUGCUUUUGCACAGAACCUUCAACAAGACCAGAUUGCAAUUGCUCGAGAACAGACAAAUUGUUCAAAAGAAGAUCGAUGCUGGCGAGUACGAGUUCGGUUUCUUGAAGGAGACGGAAUCGAUCAGAAAUGACCCCACCUGGCAAGGACCCGUGUUGGCCCCAGGUCUAAUCGACCGUUCCACAGAAAUCACGGGACCCCCAUUGAGAAACAUGUUGGUGAACGCAUUGAACUCCGAUGUCAAGACGUACAUGACCGAUUUCGAGGAUUCCGCAUCGCCAACCUGGGAAAACGUCAUAUACGGACAAGUGAACUUGUACGAUGCCAUUCGCGACCAGAUCGACUUUGUCACGCCAAGAAAAGAGUACAAGCUAAGGGCCAAGAUCGGCGAGUUGCCCACAUUGAUUGUGAGACCCAGAGGAUGGCACAUGGUCGACAACCACAUUUUGGUUGACGGCGAGCCAAUCAGCGCCUCGAUUCUCGACUUUGGUUUGUAUUUCUUCCACAACGCGCACAAGUUGAUCGAAAUCGGCAAGGGUCCAUACUUCUACUUGCCCAAGAUGGAGCACCAUCUCGAGGCCAAAUUGUGGAACGACAUUUUCCAGGUCGCACAGGACUACGUUGCGCUCCCACGCGGGACCAUCAGAGCUACGGUCUUGAUUGAGACUUUGCCCGCUGCGUUCCAGAUGGAGGAAAUCAUCUGGCAGCUCAGACAGCACUCGGCCGGGUUGAACUGUGGCCGUUGGGACUACAUAUUCUCCACCAUCAAGCGGUUGAGAAACAAGCCCGAGCACGUGUUGCCCAACAGAGACCAGGUCACCAUGACCUCUCCGUUCAUGGACGCGUACGUGAAAAAGCUCAUCAGAACCUGUCACAGCCGUGGAGUGCAUGCAAUGGGUGGUAUGGCCGCACAAAUCCCCAUCAAAAACGACGAGGCGGCCAACACCGCUGCGAUGACCAAGGUCCGCAACGACAAGAUCAGAGAGUUGACCAACGGCCACGACGGUUCCUGGGUCGCCCAUCCGGCAUUGGCGCCCAUCUGUAACGAAGUGUUCGCAGAAAUGGGCACUCCAAACCAGAUCUACAAAGUCCCAGAAACAACCGUCGCUGCUGCAGAUCUAUUGAACACCAACAUCAAGGACGGCGAGAUCACCACUGCUGGCAUCAAACAAAACUUGGACAUCGGCUUGCAGUACAUGGAAGCCUGGCUCAGAGGCAGCGGCUGCGUCCCCAUCAACAACUUGAUGGAGGACGCUGCCACCGCAGAAGUCUCCCGUUGUCAAUUGCACCAAUGGGUCAAGCACAAGAUCGUCCUAAAGGACACUGGAAAACCAAUUACCCCAGAAUUGGCAAAGGAAAUCCUCUACGAGCAAGCCAAGGAGCUAGCUGCCAAGUCCCCAUUGGGCGACAAGAACAAGUUCAACCUGGCAGCCAAGUACUUCGAGCCUGAAAUCACAGGAGAGAAGUUCAGCGAGUUCUUGACAACCUUAUUGUACGAGGAAAUUGUCACUGUAAACUCCACCCCAUUCGACUUGUCCAAGUUGAAAUGA